Molecule: messenger RNA, 1977 nt
Organism: Panicum virgatum (switchgrass)
Lineage: Eukaryota; Viridiplantae; Streptophyta; Magnoliopsida; Poales; Poaceae
Product: protein ALP1-like
Exons: 3
Coding region: 417-1718 (433 amino acids)
Source: RefSeq, a predicted model, not a curated record
AAUAUUACAACUCCUCCCACCCCAUCCCCGCGGCCGCACCCUGAAAUUUUCCAUCCCGUCGCCGCGCCGCCGCCGCCGCCCGGGCCCUCGCCCUGCUCCUGCGCUCGCCCACGUCCUUGGCUCGUCGCCGUGCACCUCCGCUCCCCCUGCACUGCAGCACGCGCCGGCUAUCCCGUCGAGCCGCCUCCGUCAUCGACGCGCCGGGCCGCCGCCGCCGCCUUGCCGAGCGCCGGAAGCCGGUCGGGCCCUCCUCCCCCACGCCGGCGCGCGCGGUGGAAGACGAAGCAGCUGGAGAAGGACUACGACGCGCUCCGCCGCCAGCUCGACGCCGCCCGCGCCGAGAACGACGCCCUCCUCGCCCACAACAAGAAGCUCCACGCCGAGAUUUAUUUUAAAUUGCAGAAGCUGAACUGAGCAUGAUGAAUCUAUAUAGCCAAACAAUGGAGGACGAAGAUUGUACCCUUGUUCGUUACUUGAUUGCUGAGGAUAACCCAAAUUAUGAGUUUCUCGAUGAUGACGACGACAUACACACUCUGGUAUCAGCCAUCGAUGCAGAGAGCUCCUACCACGGCUCAAUACAUGUGAGACGACUUGUCCCCAGAGAACGUGUUGAUGGAAAGGCAAGGAUCAUAUGCCAAUACUUUGCUGUCAAUCCUAUUUACACCCCUGAAAAGUUUCGUGAAAGGUUCCGUAUGAAGCGUCACGUGUUCAUCUGCAUUCUUAAUGCAGUUCAGUCUGUGGACAACUACUUCCAACAACGCGAGGAUUGUACUGGGCUUUUAGGAUUGAGUGCUUUGCAGAAGGUGGUAGCCGCAAUGCGCAUACUGGCGUAUGGUUUGCCGUUAGACGCCGUUGAUGAGUAUGUGCAAAUUGGCACGUCAACCGCUCGUGAGGCUCUUAACCAUUUCUGCAGUGCUGUUAUAGCUGCCUUUGGGGAGGAAUACCUGCGUUCUCCAACACCUGUCGAUGUGGCUCGUCUACUGCAAGAGGGUGAGAGACGAGGUUUCCCAGGUAUGCUUGGUAGCAUAGAUUGUAUGCACUGGGAAUGGCGGAACUGCCAUACUGCUUGGAAGGGCAUGUUCACUGGACGCGGGAAGCACCCAUCCAUGAUCUUGGAGGCUGUAGCAUCUCAUGACCUUUGGAUAUGGCAUGCCUACUUUGGCCUUCCAGGCAGCUGCAACGAUAUCAAUGUACUGCAGAGGUCGCCUAUUUUCUCAGCAUAUAUUCGAGGAGAGUCACCUCCUGUUCACUUCACUGUCAACGGACGGACAUAUGACAUGGGGUAUUACCUUGCAGAUGGUAUAUACCCUGAUUGGCCAGCAUUUGUCAAGAGUGUUCGCCAUCCUAUGGAGAGGAAGACACAACGUUUUGCUGCUGUGCAAGAGGGUGCGCGCAAGGAUAUUGAGAGAGCUUUUGGAGUUCUUCAAGCUAGGUGGGCAGUAAUCCGUGGGCCGGCUUAUGGAUGGGACAGGGAGCAGCUUUUUGAUAUUAUGACCGCUUGUAUUAUCAUGCAUAACAUGAUUGUCGAGGAUGAGAAGUCUGAGGCCAUCAAUACCAACUUCGACAACAUUGGCAGACAAGUCAAUCCUUCAGGUGGAAAUGUAGUGGAACGGAAAGCAUUUGUAGCAGCACAUCACAAGUUGUGUGACCAAGCUCGCCAUAUCCAACUUCAGAAGGAUCUCAUCAAGCACAACUGGAUGCGAUAUGGUUCAACCUAGUUUUUUCUUUUUCUUUUGCUUUAGUUGUAAUUUUCAGUUCAUGUGAACAUGACAAAUCUAUAUCUGAUGCCACCCUGUUAGUUUAUUUGUACUCUGUUAAUCCAGUUGCAAAUAAUCCAGUUGUGUUCACAUGCCACCCUGGUAAUCUCUGGGAGCUUUUGUACGAGCAUUGAUGCCACCCUGUUAUCUAUUUGUAUAACCUUUACAACCUUCCUGGCGUAUGUAUAAAAUUGCCAGUAUGCUGGUUGCAUUGUGGACA